Penicillium griseofulvum is the source of this 2142-nucleotide messenger RNA. Its product is annotated as THO complex subunit THO1/HPR1. The transcript has 3 exons. Gene Ontology annotation, cellular component: THO complex part of transcription export complex. Gene Ontology annotation, biological process: mRNA export from nucleus; regulation of DNA-templated transcription elongation. Lineage: Eukaryota; Fungi; Ascomycota; Eurotiomycetes; Eurotiales; Aspergillaceae. The coding region runs from base 1 to 2142 and encodes 713 amino acids. The record is from RefSeq and is a predicted model, not a curated record.
AUGGCGAACGGGGACUCUGCCGGUGUCCAGGUCUACAGAAGACUAGUGGACAGUCUCCUAGAUCGCGCCGCGCAGGUCAAGCCCGACAAGCAGAUCGAACCCCCUUUGACCGAAACACACCUGGGUGAAUCGAUAUGGCAAGUGCCAUCUGAGGAUGACAAGGCUACAGAGCACUUGAGCCCGCAGACCAAGGUUGCGGCUGUGGAAAUCGCGUUUCGCGAGAAGUUCUAUCGCGUCUUGGCCUCAACUUCCAUCGAUGACCCUGCUUACAUUCAAAUCUGGAACCUCCUUGACAUUGUCUCGAUCUUCUCUGAUAAUGAACAAUGCGAACCCGGUCUGAUUUUCUGGCUCAUUGAAGAGCUCUUGGAUAGUCAAACGAUCAAUGGCUGCCGCAAGGUGUUUGACUACCUGGAGUCCCGAAGGGAAAGGAACACCAAGGUCAGCAAGGCCCCCUCACUGACUAGAUUAUAUGUUACGAAGCUAACACUGCAAAAGAAACACUUCAAACAGAAAAGCUUAGUUAUUCUACGAUCCUGUAACGAGCUUCUUCGUCGACUCUCGCGCGCAGAAGAUACAGUGUUUUGUGGCCGGGUGUUUAUUUAUCUCUUCCAGAGUUUCCCACUGGGAGACAAGAGUUCGGUUAACCUUCGCGGCGAGUUCCACUCUGAGAAUGUUACGACUUUCGACGAAAUUGCGAAAGAGCCAACCGAGAAGCAGGAGCAAGAUAUAACAAUGACUGAAGGUGCUGAACCUGAGGCACCUGAAGAGGCAGACGCGGGCCAUGCUGAGACACCUUCUCAACAAACGUCGAAGGUGCCCAAGGUUGUUGUUUCUACGGGUGAUGACAAGAAAUCGGAUGUCGACUUGAACGCUCUCUACCCUCUCUUCUGGAGCCUUCAGGCCUAUUUCUCUGCACCAAGCAAGAUGUUCGAUGCUGAACGGUUUACGUCAUUCAAGACUGGAAUGGAAGCUACGCUGGCUGCAUUCAAGAACAUCAACACUGAGAUGGAAAAUGAGAGCUCUGCUCGGGCCUCCGAGGAUGCUCGGAAGUCGAACAAGCGCAAACGCGUCGCGGAUGGUACUGAAGUCGCCACCAGCUUCAACCCGAAGUACUUGACCAGCCGGGAUCUGUUUGACCUGGAAAUCAGCGACACUGCCUUCCGACGACAUGUUCUUGUCCAGGCUCUUAUUCUCCUCGAUUUUCUGCUCUCUCUGACAUCACAAUCCAAAUCACGCCUGGUCGAUACAACGAAUAAGUCCGUUCUAUACGGUUUCACUUUGAACGAGGAGGAUACCAAGUGGGUGGCCAGCAUGCGAAAAGGCAUCGAGCUAUAUCUGCAACAAGGUCCCGGAGGCAAGUUCUACUAUCGCAUGGUGGAUACUGUCUUGUCUCGAGACAAGAACUGGGUGCGGUGGAAAGCCGAGGGCUGCCCAUUGAUUGAGCGACCGGCCAUCUCGGCGGCAGAGUAUACAGCUUCCCGCGAGCAUGCCACCAAAGCGUAUGCCAACAAGCGCCUUCGUCCGUCCCCGAUGGGCUCUCUCGAUUUGAAGUUCCUUGCCGACACAGAGGUGCUGGCCAAUAUCGAGCGUCUCAAGGAAUCCGACCGAUACAGCGUUCCUUCCGCGGAGUCGUUCUUGAAGGGCAUCAUGGAUGAUGAAAUGGACAUCGAUAUGGCGAUGACCGACGAGGACAAGGCGAUUGCCGAAGGUGCUAAAGCUAGCAAGUCCUGGCGAAUCCUACGUCUUGCUGCGAAAGGAAAGCUCGCCGCAUUUGACAAAAUCGGAGAGGGCAACAAUCUACAGGUUUUAUUCGAAAGCGCUACAGCGAAUGAGGAUAACAAUGAGCUUAGUUCCUCUGGCGAUGCCAAGGUCCUUUCCCAGUCCCUUGAUGGAGGUCAGGACCUGCCUGCUGCAUCUGAAGAGCCUGUCAAGGACAAAGAGUCCGCUGAAUCGGGCGAGGCUGAAUCCGAAGAACCCGAGAGCAAAAUCGAGACUGACGAAUCUAAGAGUGCUCAGGAUCCGAGCACAGAGCAGGAAAUGCAGGUGGAAAACAAAGACGUCAUCGAACAAGCCAUAAGCACCGAUGACCACACAGAGGCCCUUGCCGCCGCUAGCGCCUCGAAAGAGAACCCUGCCACCUAA